CUGAGAGUUUCUCUGAGAGUCUAAGCGUGGCGCAGCCGAUCUCUCACCUUCUCUCUCAGUAAAAAUACUAAACGAAACAUUUCGAAAAAACCGAAAAACAAAGAAACCGAAACGAUCAAAAAUUUCUGAAACGAAAAAGAUUUUGAACUUUUCGAACUCUCCCUCGCCGAGACCUUAGGGUUUUGCGUACUCCGAUCGCCAUGGAUAUUCGAUUCCCUUACUCUCCAGCGGAGGUCGCCAAAGUCCGCAUGGUUCAGUUCGGCAUACUCAGCCCCGACGAGAUCAGGCAAAUGUCCGUGGUGCAGAUUGAGCACAGCGAGACGAUGGAGAGGGGGAAGCCGAAGAUGGGCGGUCUAAGCGACUCUCGGCUUGGCACCAUUGAUAGGAAGAUGAAGUGCGAUACUUGCACAGCGAACAUGGCCGAGUGCCCGGGCCACUUUGGGCACCUCGAGCUCGCCAAGCCCAUGUUUCAUAUCGGAUUUUUGAAGACUGUGCUCAGUAUCAUGCGCUGUGUUUGCUUUAAUUGCUCUAAGAUUCUGGCCGACGAGGAAGACCAAAAGUUUAAGCAAGCAAUGAAAAUAAAGAAUCCCAAAAAUAGAUUAAAAAAGAUUUUGGAUGCCUGCAAGAACAAAACCAAAUGUGAAGGUGGUGAUGAACUUGAGGUUCAUGGUCAAGAUUCUGAAGAACCAGUCAAAAAGAGUCGUGGUGGCUGUGGUGCUCAGCAGCCAAAGCUCACUAUCGAAGGCAUGAAAAUGAUUGCAGAGUACAAGGCACAAAGGAAGAAAAAUGAUGAUCAAGAACAGCUUCCUGAACCUGCGGAAAGAAAACAAACACUUACCGCAGAAAGGGUUCUUAGUGUUCUGAAGAGAAUAAGUGAUGAAGACUGCCAACUGUUGGGCUUGAACCCUAAGUAUGCUCGUCCAGACUGGAUGAUUCUACAAGUACUUCCAAUUCCUCCACCUCCUGUUAGACCCUCUGUGAUGAUGGAUACCUCCUCCAGGAGCGAGGAUGAUUUGACUCAUCAGUUGGCGAUGAUAAUACGGCACAAUGAGAAUCUGAGGAAACAAGAGAGGAAUGGGGCACCUGCACAUAUCAUUUCGGAGUUUGCACAGUUGUUGCAAUUCCAUGUAGCCACAUAUUUUGACAAUGAUUUACCUGGACAGCCGAGGGCUACCCAAAGAUCAGGAAGACCCAUUAAAUCUAUAUGUAGUAGGCUUAAGGCAAAGGAAGGUCGGAUUAGAGGUAAUCUGAUGGGGAAACGUGUGGAUUUUUCAGCACGAACUGUUAUUACUCCAGAUCCAAACAUUAAUAUAGAUGAAUUGGGCGUACCGUGGAGUAUUGCUUUAAAUCUCACAUAUCCAGAGACUGUUACUCCGUAUAACAUAGAAAGGUUGAAGGAGCUUGUUGAAUAUGGGCCCCAUCCUCCACCUGGUAAAACUGGUGCCAAGUAUAUCAUAAGGAAUGAUGGACAAAGACUAGAUCUCCGUUACUUGAAGAAAAGUAGUGAUCACCAUCUGGAGCUUGGAUACAAGGUGGAGCGGCAUUUGAAUGAUGGAGACUUUGUACUCUUUAAUCGGCAACCUAGUCUGCAUAAGAUGUCUAUUAUGGGGCACAGAAUCAAGAUUAUGCCAUACUCAACUUUCCGUCUGAAUUUAUCUGUUACCUCUCCAUAUAAUGCUGAUUUUGAUGGCGAUGAAAUGAAUAUGCAUGUUCCUCAGUCGUUUGAAACUAGAGCAGAGGUGUUGGAGCUAAUGAUGGUGCCUAAAUGCAUUGUGUCCCCUCAAGCAAAUCGUCCUGUUAUGGGAAUAGUCCAGGAUACGCUUUUAGGUUGCCGUAAAAUCACCAAGAGGGACACACUUAUAUCGAAGGAUGUUUUCAUGAACAUCUUGAUGUGGUGGGAGGAUUUUGAUGGGAAAAUUCCUGCUCCGGCAAUUUUGAAGCCAGGGCCUUAUUGGACUGGAAAACAAGUUUUCAAUCUUAUUAUACCAAAACAGAUAAAUCUCACACGAACUUCUGCCUGGCACUCGGAGUCAGAAACUGGAUUCAUAACUCCAGGGGACACUCAAGUGAGAAUAGAAAGGGGGGAGCUACUUGCUGGAACUCUUUGCAAGAAGACACUUGGGACAUCUUCAGGAAGUCUUAUACAUGUUAUUUGGGAAGAGGUUGGUCCAGAUGCGGCUCGCAAGUUUCUGGGUCAUGUGCAGUGGCUGGUUAAUUACUGGCUUUUGCAGAAUGGUUUUAGCAUUGGGAUUGGAGAUACAAUUGCCGAUGCAGCAACAAUGGAAACAAUUAAUGAGACUAUUUCUAAAGCGAAAAAUGAAGUGAAAGACCUUAUCAGAAAAGCCCAAGCAAGGGAGCUAGAACCUGAACCUGGACGUACUAUGAUGGAGUCAUUUGAAAACAAAGUGAACCAGACGUUGAAUAGGGCACGUGAUGAUGCCGGAAGUAGUGCCCAGAAGAGUUUAUCUGAGAGUAACAAUCUCAAGGCUAUGGUUACUGCAGGAUCCAAAGGUAGUUUCAUCAACAUAUCGCAGAUGACUGCUUGUGUGGGGCAGCAGAAUGUUGAGGGUAAGCGAAUCCCAUAUGGGUUCAUAGACAGGACUUUGCCCCAUUUUACCAAAGAUGAUUAUGGACCAGAAAGUCGUGGAUUUGUGGAGAACUCAUAUCUACGUGGACUGACCCCACAAGAGUUCUUUUUUCAUGCCAUGGGUGGUAGGGAAGGUCUUAUUGAUACUGCAGUGAAGACUUCUGAAACGGGGUACAUCCAAAGGCGACUUGUGAAGGCUAUGGAAGAUAUUAUGGUCAAAUAUGAUGGGACUGUACGCAAUUCUUUGGGUGAUGUUAUCCAAUUUCUAUAUGGGGAAGACGGUAUGGAUGCUGUCUGGAUAGAAUCACAGAGGCUGGAUUCUUUGAAAAUGAAAAAAUCAGAAUUUGAUAGGGUUUUCAGUUAUGAGUUUGAUGAUGAACACUGGAACCCUGAUUACAUGAUGCAAGAACACAUUGAAGACUUGAAAACCAUCAGAGAGUUUCGCAACGUGUUUGAUGCUGAAGUUCAAAAGCUUGAAGCUGACAGGUACCAACUGGGAACAGAGAUUGCCACGACGGGUGAUAAUUCCUGGCCAUUACCUGUCAACCUUAAGAGGCUCAUAUGGAAUGCGCAAAAGAUCUUUAAGAUUGACCCUCGAAGGCAUUCUGAUAUGCAUCCAAUGGAAAUUGUGGAAGCUGUUGAUAAGCUCCAGGAGAGGCUGAAGGUUGUACCGGGUGACGAUUUGUUGAGUGUUGAAGCUCAGAAGAAUGCUACCCUCUUCUUUAGUAUUUUGCUUCGUAGCACUUUUGCCAGUAAGAGGGUAUUGGAGGAGUACAAGCUUACUCGUGAAGCAUUUGAGUGGGUUAUUGGUGAAAUAGAAUCGCGCUUCCUGCAGUCACUUGUAGCACCGGGGGAAAUGAUCGGUUGUGUUGCCGCUCAGUCUAUCGGUGAGCCUGCAACACAGAUGACCCUAAAUACCUUUCACUAUGCCGGUGUCAGUGCAAAGAAUGUCACCCUUGGUGUUCCCAGGUUGAGGGAAAUCAUUAAUGUAGCUAAGAGGAUCAAAACACCUUCUCUCUCUGUGUACCUGAAGCCUGAAGUUGGUAAAACUAAGGAGAGGGCAAAGAAUGUUCAGUGUGCUUUGGAAUACACUACUCUUCGGAGUGUAACUCAAGCUACAGAGGUAUGGUAUGAUCCGGAUCCCAUGAGCACAAUAAUUGAAGAGGAUGUUGAUUUUGUCAGAUCCUAUUAUGAAAUGCCAGAUGAAGAGGUUGCGCCUGAAAAAAUCUCUCCUUGGUUGCUUCGCAUAGAGUUGAAUCGAGAAAUGAUGGUGGACAAGAAGUUAAGCAUGGCUGACAUUGCUGAGAAGAUCAACCUUGAAUUUGAUGAUGAUUUGACUUGUAUUUUCAAUGACGACAAUGCUGAAAAACUGAUCCUUCGAAUCCGUAUCAUGAAUGAUGAAGCUCCGAAGGGGGAACUGCAGGAUGAAUCUGCUGAAGAUGACGUUUUCCUGAAGAAGAUCGAGAGUAACAUGUUGACAGAAAUGGCUCUUCGAGGUAUCCCAGAUAUCAACAAGGUGUUCAUCAAACAAUGUAAGAUAAACAAGUUUGAUGAGAAUGAAGGAUUUAAGCCAGAACAAGAGUGGAUGUUGGAUACAGAAGGUGUCAAUCUAUUGGCUGUUAUUUGUCAUGAAGACGUAGAUGCAAGGAGGACCACAAGCAAUCACUUAAUUGAAGUAAUUGAAGUUCUUGGAAUUGAGGCAGUUCGUCGGUCCCUGCUGGAUGAGUUGCGGGUUGUCAUAUCUUUUGAUGGAUCUUAUGUGAAUUACCGCCAUCUAGCUAUCCUGUGCGAUACCAUGACCUAUCGUGGUCAUUUAAUGGCCAUCACCCGUCAUGGCAUCAAUCGAAAUGAUACUGGGCCGAUGAUGAGAUGCUCGUUUGAAGAAACAGUGGACAUUCUUCUUGAUGCUGCAGUAUAUGCUGAAACAGAUCACUUGAGGGGCGUUACCGAAAACAUAAUGUUAGGUCAGCUUGCACCAAUUGGCACAGGAGACUGUGCCUUGUAUCUCAAUGAUGAGAUGUUGAAGAAUGCUAUUGAACUCCAACUGCCUAGUUAUAUGGAUGGUCUGGAUUUUGGCAUGACACCUUCCCGAUCUCCAGUUUCAGGAACUCCAUAUCAUGAGGGCUUGAUGUCCCCAAAUUAUUUGCUGAGCCCAAAUCUCCGGCUGUCACCCAUUACAGAUGCUCAGUUUUCUCCUUAUGUCGGUGGAAUGGCUUUUUCUCCUACGUCAUCACCGGGCUACAGUCCAUCAUCUCCGGGCUACAGUCCGUCAUCCCCGGGGUACAGCCCCACCUCCCCGGGGUACAGCCCCACCUCCCCGGGAUACAGUCCCACCUCCCCUGGUUAUAGCCCAACAUCCCCAACAUAUAGCCCUAGUUCUCCUGGCUAUAGCCCAACCAGUCCUGCCUAUUCUCCUACGAGUCCAUCUUACUCGCCUACCUCUCCCAGCUACAGCCCAACCUCUCCCAGCUACAGUCCAACCUCUCCCAGCUACAGCCCAACCUCUCCUACUUACAGCCCUACCUCUCCCAGUUACAGCCCCACUUCGCCGGCAUACAGCCCCACUUCGCCGGCAUACAGCCCCACUUCACCGGCAUACAGCCCCACUUCCCCAUCUUACAGUCCCACGUCGCCUUCGUACAGUCCCACAUCUCCUUCAUACAGCCCAACCUCACCCUCGUACAGCCCCACAUCUCCCUCGUACAGCCCUACCUCACCAGCCUAUAGCCCCACGUCUCCAGGGUAUAGUCCAACCUCACCUAGUUAUAGUCCGACAUCUCCAUCCUACAAUCCACAGUCAGCAAAGUACAGCCCUUCACUGGCGUACUCCCCAUCGAGUCCAAGAUUGUCACCAUCGAGUCCAUAUAGUCCUACAUCUCCUAAUUAUAGUCCAACGUCACCAUCAUAUUCACCGACAUCCCCAUCUUAUUCUCCAUCUAGCCCAACAUACAGCCCCAGUAGUCCAUACAAUUCUGGAGUGAGCCCUGACAGUCCAAGUUCUCCAACGUACAGCCCAAGUGCAGGGUACUCACCAAGCCAACCUGGGUACUCUCCAUCAUCUACCAGCCAGUAUACUCCACAAACGAGUGACAAAGAUGACAAGAGCACUCGUUAAGUCAUUAUUGAUAAAUAGACUGAAUGAAAGCUAAGUUGAUAUGCAGAUGUUUAAACAUGGGACUGCCGCAGACGUGGACUCAACCACGAAAGGGUGGAGAGAUGUGCAAAUUAAUAACUUGGCCGGAUAUGUCAGCUUGUAUUGUAGUAGUACCUCUUGAUGUAUCAUUAUUAUUCAUCAAAAAAAAAAAAAAAAAGUUACCUCUUGAUGUAUCAUCCACUGCAUGGUGUUCUGUUGGGGUAAUAUUUGUGGACUUAAAUGGAGUAGUUUGCGAGUUGGGGCUCACCUUUAUAGUGCAAAUGGUUCAUUAGAUGUGGGUAGAAUGCAUUUGAUCAGUGUAUUUUAUUGUUUCUUUCAAUGUUCAACUGCAAAUAUAUAAGCUGAAUUUUCUAAAGCAGAGAUAAUCAUGGAAUGUCUUGUUGAGUCA
Messenger RNA from Alnus glutinosa, 6129 nucleotides. Its product is annotated as DNA-directed RNA polymerase II subunit RPB1. Gene Ontology annotation, cellular component: RNA polymerase II, core complex. Bases 201 to 5702 code for a protein of 1833 amino acids. The transcript is spliced from 15 exons. Gene Ontology annotation, biological process: transcription by RNA polymerase II. The record is from RefSeq and is a predicted model, not a curated record. Lineage: Eukaryota; Viridiplantae; Streptophyta; Magnoliopsida; Fagales; Betulaceae. Gene Ontology annotation, molecular function: DNA binding.